Messenger RNA from Echinostoma caproni, 783 nucleotides. The record is from the annotation of a GenBank genome assembly. NCBI's taxonomy places the organism in Eukaryota, Metazoa, Platyhelminthes, Trematoda, Plagiorchiida, Echinostomatidae.
AUGUCAUCACCCGUGUUCGACAACACAGUGAUCUUGCCAACACCAUCAUACUCUACACCGGCCAUUCUACCGCACCCAUCCGAGAUUCCAAGUCCAGAUCUAUUCGAGGAUGAAUCACCACCCUGCUCUGCCCAACGGAUGGACGAACGCAUCGCCAACGCGUUCGGACAAGAGUGGACUCCACCUCCACCUACGCCAGCAAAACAAUAUCAACCUUGGUGGAACACUGGUCACCAAAAUCCCAUACCCAGCAUCGGGUCCGAGCUCCAAAGUCUGGCAAAUGACGCUCGAUCAACAACACGAGCUGAACAGGACUGUGCAACAUUGUUACGAAAUGAUCGUGCACAAGGCCAAAAGUUCACGAAUCUCAAACGAAAAGCCAGAGUAGACUUAAUCAAGGAACUCGUGGAAACCUAUGACGCACGAACACUUGCGGAACUCAAAGACGCCUUGAGUUACGACGAUCGUCUCAACCUUUACGCAGAACACGGCCCCAGUUGGAAAGAAACAGCCGAACUAACGUGCGAAGCGUAUGUGGAGAGAUUACGAAAAGAACAAGAAACCACUUCACUUCAUGAAUACAUAUCCAGAAACAACCAUAGCCGGACGUGCCAAAAACCCAGAUCAACAGAAGAAGGAUGUCGCUGGCUAGACAGACUACUAGCCGUGAACAACAUUGACAAAACCCGAUUCCUAACACAAAUAAGUAACAUAAUGAACAAAAGAGAACAGAGAAUCAAUGCCUUGGUUAUUCAAGGCCCAACGACCACAGGUAACUUGUAA